Penicillium subrubescens is the source of this 3295-nucleotide messenger RNA. RefSeq names its product putative DUF21 and CBS domain protein (Mam3). The record is from RefSeq and is a predicted model, not a curated record. The coding region runs from base 1 to 2250 and encodes 749 amino acids. Gene Ontology annotation, cellular component: intracellular membrane-bounded organelle. The transcript has 3 exons. NCBI's taxonomy places the organism in Eukaryota, Fungi, Ascomycota, Eurotiomycetes, Eurotiales, Aspergillaceae. Gene Ontology annotation, biological process: magnesium ion homeostasis.
AUGAGGAUGGCGCCUCAUGCCACGCAUCUGCUCGCCGCUCGGCCCAUUGUGCUGAGCCUGGCCAAAGUCAUCUUCUUCGCCUUCUCUCACCUUCCGUUGGCAGCAGCAGCACCUAUGCUGUCGCCCUAUCUCAUCUCAUCACAUCACGAUAUCGAACCUCCGAAUGAAGCCGACGACCCGAGUUUAUGGCUGUACCUGGGCAUUUCGGCAGCCUUGGUGUUGAGCGGCGGAGCGUUCGCGGGACUUACAAUUGCACUGAUGGGCCAGGACGAAGUCUAUUUACAAGUGAUCCAGACGUCUGGCGAAGCUUCGGAGAAGAAGAAUGCCGCCAGUGUCUUGAACCUGCUCAAGCGGGGAAAGCACUGGGUGCUCGUCACUCUUCUCCUCAGCAACGUGAUCACUAACGAGACUUUACCCAUCGUCCUGGAUCGGACCCUCGGCGGUGGAUGGCCAGCUGUGCUAGGAAGUACGGCCUUGAUUGUCAUUUUCGGCGAGAUCGUUCCUCAGUCGAUCUGUGUUCGAUACGGUCUACCUAUCGGGGCAUGGAUGGCACCGUGCGUACUGGUUCUGAUGUACGUCAUGUCCCCGGUAGCCUGGCCCGUGGCCAAGUUGCUCGACAAGCUCCUUGGCGAAGAUCACGGGACUAUUUACAAAAAGGCCGGAUUGAAGACCCUCGUUACCCUUCACAAGACGUUGGGCGAGGCCGGAGAACAGCUCAACUCCGACGAAGUGACAAUCAUAUCUGCUGUACUUGAUUUGAAAGAGAAAUCUGUGGGCACAAUCAUGACGCCGAUGGAAGAUGUGUUCACCAUGUCCGCGGACACCGUCCUCGAUGAACGCACCAUGGACCUGAUUCUGUCCCAAGGAUAUUCUCGCAUUCCCAUCCACGCACCCGACAAUCCUAUGAACUUUGUGGGCAUGCUGCUGGUAAAGAUGCUCAUCACCUACGAUCCCGAAGAUUGCAAACGUGUCCGAGAAUUUGCACUGGCGACCCUGCCAGAGACACGCCCGGAAACAAGUUGUCUGGACAUAGUCAACUUUUUCCAAGAAGGCAAAUCGCAUAUGGUGCUCGUUUCUGAGUAUCCAAGUGAGGAUCGUGGAGCCCUUGGAGUGGUUACCCUGGAAGAUGUCAUUGAAGAACUGAUCGGCGAAGAAAUCAUUGACGAAUCGGAUGUUUUCAUUGACGUCCACAAAGCCAUUCGUCGUAUGGCACCAGCACCCAAAAGCCGAGUGCCCAAGGGAAAAAUUGUCGAGGAGCCCCCAAUGGCAACUUCCCUGACAGACGGCGAGUUUGACGGGACGGCCAAGUCCUCACCCGCCCCCACACAAAUGUCUUCGGAGCUCCUUCGCCGCCGCAGCUCCGUAGAAGCCCCUCCUCCGCGCUUUCAACUCCGCCGACAAAAUGUCGAUCAGCCUUCAGACUCUCAUGAUAAUUGGUUCACCCAGAGAGGUGCUACAGACGAGAUCCGGGAGCACCUGAAACACCUUGGCCCCUCCAACCUUGCAAGCCGCCCACGCCAGACACGCUACACCUCCGUGAAAAUAAAGCGCAGCGGCAACUCGCCGUCUCGCUCUGCCCAAACAGACUUUGAAUCCGGACAUAGUACUUCUGAUUCGCAGCGCUUUAUGACGUCGACCGGUCUUCAAGGAGGGAUCGGGGCAGGCCUUGUGAGCUCCGGCGCUGAUGCUAAGGAUGGAGCCCAUGCUCUGAAACUCGGGUAUGGCACGAUUGCCGCGCACGACCAUGUUACCAAAGGCACAAAUGCCCAACAAUACAAAGACCUGCCAAAUGUCUCCAUCCCUGAAGCCGUCCGUGAAGAACGCGAAGACCUCAACCGCUCUGCUUCUACCCGCAAGAGCAAAAGCCACAGCAGCAGCGGUACAGGAAGUAUCCGCUCGACAGAUUCAAAGUCGGUUGAAUUUAUCUACCACCAUCGAGGUCCGACCCGCAGCGGCAGCAUCACAGAGCAAAUCGUGGACGUGAAUGGCAUUCGCAAAGUUGUCCUCCACGCCAACUGCAGCAGUUCUUCUGAAGGGGAAACUGGGGAAAAUGGGGCGUCCGCUCGCCUUACUGGCAUCUCGUCUCCUGUCACCAAGGACAGCGCCACAAACACUACAAAUACAACCGACCUGCAGACCUCGGCGCACGAGCCCCAAACCAAGAAACGUCGCCGCAAGAAGAAGCAUGGCAAACACCACAAUCCCCCAGGUGGCGAUGGCGCUAGAGAGGACCAACCUCUUCUGCAUUAAAUAUCCCCAUUGCAGCCAUUCCCCGCUUAACCAGAUCUACCGGCCUCUAUUCCCGGAAGCGAGCGAGACUGCGGAGCACAGCAUCUGCUCAGCCUCUACAUGCAACCAUGCUUCGCCCACACAUCUACAUACAUCCAGCAAUGAAAAUACUGGAGGCGAAGCUUGCGGAGGUCCAAACCUCUUUUCUACACUGACGACUAUCAUGAAGCUGUUCAGGCUCACAAAAUGAAACCCUGAAGAUCACCACAAAGUCCAUAAUCCAGGACACAGGCCGUCGAGUCUCUGCUCAUGAAAUAAAAACCCACAAAAAACCUACAUCAAAAUCAAAGGCUACCACGAAACUGAAAUGAAAUCGAAGGGCAACAUUAAAGACAAUUCAAAUGACAACAAGACAAAACCAUCCACCAGAAACCGCGACCAGGCUACAGAGACCGCGACAUAAAAUGUCGAGUCUCUCGCUCAUGCAAAAGGGCAAAAAAGGUCCACAAAUUUGCAGAGCCAGCGGGAUCAUCCAUCAGAUCGAAUGUCUUGCUCUCGCAGAAAGAGAGGCCUGGCCACAAGGACCGGCACAUGAAUUGUUGAGCCCUUCGCUCCUACAAACACAAAACCCACAAAACAAAAAUAAAUACAACCUAAAACAACAAAAACGAAAAAAACACAACCAACCACCGCAGAGACCGCGACAUAAAUUGUCGGGUCUCCUGGUGUCUCAUGUAACACCACAACUUCUCACGAUUGUUACACAUGUCCUGAUCAUUCCGAGCCUUCCAAGGUCUCGACUACUCCUUCCGACUUCCAUCCUUCCAUCCUUCCAUCCUUAUCCCUCCUCUCCUGAACAUUGUUAUGUUCUGUCAUAUUCACUUCCUCCGCCCAUUGUCUCCAUACCUCCUCUUACCAGUUAUGACACAUUACAUUUGCGCUGUUCGCAUUUUUUAUUUCCAGUUGCGCCUUUUCGUGUGCUGUGCAUAGCCUACUGCUUUCUGUGCACAUAUUUCUUCCAGGAUCGAGGCUUAGGUCCUCUCAAUCAAUUCUAGUUUUACCUGCC